ACUACGCAUCCUACGCAAUAUUUUACCUCGGAUCUUCUGUCGUAAGAACAAGUUAUUCACCCCUAUUCUGAAUUUCGUUCGGAUUAUUUCGAUCGAAUAGGAAAUUUUGCAUUCUGUAUCUCGAUCGAGUUCGAGUUUUCUAUACAAAAGCAUCACUCGAUCGAAUUACAGAAUGCUAAUUUUUACAUGCGAUCGAAAUAUUCCGAUUCGAUCGAGGUACAGAAUAGAAGUGAUUAGUUUCAAAAAUUUAGAAAAGCCACCUUUAUACCGUAAGUUAAUUUUUCACCAGAAAAAGAAACUGUAAUCAUGUCAACAACAGGGCUGAAAAGUCACACUCUUCUUCUUUUUCUUUUCUGGUUGGCGUCACCUCACUUGAGAUGACGCCGAAUUGAUGGCACAGCAACUAAGGCUAUAUUGCCAGUUAAUUUUCGUUUAUAGUGCAAUGGACUUUAUUUUCUCUUGACUACAAGCGAAAAUCUCGCUGUGUGGCUGCGUCGAAUCGUCAAAGUACGGCUGAAAAUCCUUUCUUCUUGCGAAAUACUCGAAUUUUCUCCGGACUAACACGAUGCAACGUGCUCACCCGUUGGGAGUUUCACCGGAAGUCGAAAAGUCACACUCAACUUAAAUAUAACCAAUGUCCAAUUUAACCAUAAUCAGACCCUGUCAGCUUGGAGCGAAAUCAAUCUUCAGUUCAGCAACGCCAUCGCACAGCAUCACAUUCAACUCAUCAUGUCAAUUGUAUGGGUGCGCAGUGCUACGUGAACGAAUAUGACAUUUCCCUCCCCUUCUUCUAUAUCUUACUCUAGCACACCUGAUGAAACUAAACGAACAUGUUCAAAUUGUUGGGACCAACGUCAUCCUGGUUCCAUAUGAGAGUAAGCACGUGGAAAAAUACCACCGCUGGAUGAUGAAUGAAGAACUACAGCUACUGACAGCCUCUGAGCCGUUGACGCUGGAGGAAGAGUAUCAAAUGCAACAAUCAUGGCGACAAGACGAAGACAAACUAACUUUCCUCAUUCUGGAUGCAUCCAAAUUCAAAACGACUGGUGACGAAAUUGACGCACUGAUUGGAGAUACAAAUAUAUUCCUACUGCCGAAAGAGUGUGACGACAGGGACGAUGAUCUCAAAACCGCCGAAAUCGAAAUUAUGAUUGCCGAACAACCAGCCCGGGGGAAGCGAUAUGGAUGGGAAUCCACCCUUUUAAUGUUACAGUACGGAAUCAAGCACCUUCGCAUUCAAAAGUAUAGAGCCAUAACGAAAGACACUAAUGAUAAGGCAAUGCAAAUGUUCCAAAAGAUGGGCUUCCGAGAGGUGAAACGAGUCGCUGUCUUUCAGGAGGUCACCUUUGAAGUCACGGUCAACGACGCUUGGCUGAAAUGGAUCGAGCAGGAAGUUUCUAAACGUAUUGAAUCUUACCACUAGCGCUUUGUUUGUUUGUUUGUUGAAAGAUUACUCUCUUACGCUUAAAUUGGUUCUAGUCUGUAUGAUUCACAUGCCAAUUUUUUUUCUUAGUCUCUUGUUUUCAAAUGAUGUCUAACCUAAGCUUGUGCUUUUCAGCAGUAGCAGCAUCAGUACUUCUCAAUGUAUCCGCUAGUAAUCGUCUGAUCUAUAAACUAUGAGACAGUUCCGAGCAACAAAUGCCGCUCGUUUCGUCCAUAUUGUUUUAGCUAUAUUUGGCAGAUUAUUACAUUUCUCCCUAAAGAACACUAGCUUUCAGUUAGUUUGA
Molecule: messenger RNA, 1727 nt
Organism: Malaya genurostris
Lineage: Eukaryota; Metazoa; Arthropoda; Insecta; Diptera; Culicidae
Product: alpha/beta-tubulin-N-acetyltransferase 9
Exons: 3
Coding region: 815-1423 (202 amino acids)
Biological process (GO): protein acetylation
Molecular function (GO): N-acetyltransferase activity
Source: RefSeq, a predicted model, not a curated record